Messenger RNA from Osmerus eperlanus (European smelt), 683 nucleotides. RefSeq names its product integumentary mucin C.1-like. Bases 110 to 616 code for a protein of 168 amino acids. The record is from RefSeq and is a predicted model, not a curated record. Lineage: Eukaryota; Metazoa; Chordata; Actinopteri; Osmeriformes; Osmeridae. The transcript is spliced from 4 exons.
AACAGAAGGGGAGAGAGACACUGUCCUGAUCAUCCUCUCAGAUAGUUGGCAGUCGAAACAUAACACACCUGAGUCAGUUUUCCUAGCAGCAAUACUGAACAUCACCACCAUGUCUGUGAAGUUGAACCUUCUCUCUCUGUGCCUGCUUGGAACAGUGAUUCUCUGUGCAGCUGCCACAAGUACACCACCCCCCCAGCCCACCACCAAUCCCACCAGCACUACUGAAGAGAUCAUCACUCUAACCAAUCCCACCAGCACUACUGAAGAGAUCUCCACUCUAACCAAUCCCACCAGCACUACUGAAGAGAUCACCACUCUAACCAAUCCCACCAGCACUACUGAAGAGAUCACCACUCUAACCAAUCCCACCAGCACUACUGAAGAGAUCACCACUCUAACCAAUCCCACCAGCACUACUGAAGAGAUCUCCACUCUAACCAAUCCCACCAGUUCUAGUGGAGGGAAUUCAGAAACUACCAAUAUCAGCAUCGAGCAGGAAAAUGGAGGUUUUUCGCCAGGUGAAAUUGCUGGAAUAGUCAUCGGAACGAUAGCAGGGGUGGCUGCUGUGGGUGGGGCAUUGUUUGCCGGUCUGACGUUCGCUGGGAAGUUGGGGUGAUGGUGAAAACCAACUGAAGCCAGCAGUGUCCUCUGCCGUCCAGCCUGCCACUGGCUUCACCUGUGUU